GGGCGCAUGGCUACUGUACCACGCGCUCUUUGGGACAAUUGUUCUUAGAAAAGUUUUUCUCCUGAAAGCAUGGCCAAAUAUAAGCCCUGGCAGGUUGGUUGCUGUCUCUGUAUCGGUUUAUUGGGUGCUAUAAUUUCCAUUUGUCUCUGCAUAGUCUUCGAUGUAUUUAUCGACCGAGGAUGCUCCGAGGACACCUUCAAGAACGCGGCGGUUUCUACGGACUCUCAACUUUGCUCAGACAUUGGCAGGUAAAGUAGAGUACGGUCGCUUUGCUUAGAUACACUCUUAGAAAAAAGGGUUCCAAAGGGGUUCUUCAGCUGUCCCCAUUGGAUAAUACUUUUUGGUUCCAGUUAGAACCCAUUUUGGUUCCAGGUAGAACCCUUAACAGAGUUUUACAUGGAACCGAAAAGGGUUCUACCUGAAACCAAGAAUAGUUAUUCAAAGGGUUCUCCUAUUGGGACAGCUGAAGAACCCGUUUAGGUUCUAGAUAGCACCUUUUUUUCUAAGAAGGUACAGUUUGUGAUUUCUUUUAAACAUCUUAUUUGAAGUUUUCACUUAUCAAUAUGUGUUUGGUAAAAUGGCUCAACUGAUCUCUAUAGCUUCAAUAUCCUGUACUGUACAACAUAAAUUGAAAUUUCAUUUUAGCAGGGAUACUCAAUCUUUAAUGCAGUGAUUAUAAUCUGUGUAAACUAUUUAUUUUCAACCGGUAGCCAAGGUGCUGUGAGAUAUAAAAUGUAGACUUGUGAACAGUAAGCAGAUUAAGAGAUUUCAUAGGCUGUCAUGGAGAUUAUGUGCUGUAGAACUAUUCAUUGCUUUGAACCCAAGUGACUUCAACUGUAAAUGAUCAUAUCUAUAGCUUUACUUGUAUUACAACAAAAAAAAUCAAGUGUGCCAGUCAACGGCAAUGUCUGUAAAUUCAGAACAUUUAUGCCUAUAAUAAACAUUCAUGUUUUUUUAUCAGGUGACUUUUCCCCAUGUAUUUUAAACACGCUGACAUUUUUCGUGUACUCAGUGGCUUGAGCUUUAUAUUCCUUUGAUAUAAUCUAGGCCUCCUGUAGCUCAGUUGGUAGAGCAUGGCGCUUGUAACGCCAGGGUUGUGGGUUCGAUUCCCACCGGGGUCAGUAUGAAAAAUGUAUGCACUAACUGUAAGUCGCUCUGGAUAAGAGUGUCUGAAAUGACUAAAAUGUAAAUAAUUCCCAACUUGGCAUUACCAUUUUGUUAAUGAGGGCGAGGGCUACCAUGACCCUAAAUAAGUAGCAUGAAAUCAAGCUUGAAGUUAGCUCCCCAGCAACAGAAAACAUGCAGCUUUGUUAGCUGAGCAGGUAGCGGUAGCACACACACCUUGCUUUUCUGUGUUAUAGGUCAUAAUAUUUCCCCUUUUGGCGAGAUGCAUCCAGCUGCAGGCACGGAGCAACAUGUGACUAAAACCAGCCUGUCACUAAAACCAAUACUAUCGCCAUCUACUGGCCAUGGUUAAUCCCUACCACAUACAUGUGAACUCUUCCAUGUCUUUCCUAGAUUCCUUUCCUUUUUUCCUUUCCUCACUUUCUAGCUCCCUUUCUUUUCCAUCCUUACCUCGCUUCCUUUCCUUCCCUACCUCCCUUCUCCUCCUUCCCUACCUUCCUUUCCUUUCCUCCUUCCAUAUCUCCUUUCCUAGCUCACUUUCCUAACUUCCUUUCCUUUCCUCUGGCUGUGGUUAAUCCUAGGAAAGGAGGAAAGGAAGCUAGGAAAGUUGGAAAAGAGAGGGAGUGAGUAAAUAAUUAUAGGAAAGAAAAGGAGGUAAGGAAGCAAUUAAAGGGAGCUAGGACAGGACAGGAAAGGGAGGUAGGGAGGAAAAGGAAGCUAGGAAAUGAGAUAAGGAAAGAGAGAGAGGGAAGGGAGGUAGGUAAGUUGGAAGAAAAAAAGUUUGGGAACCCCUGCUUUAAAUUGCUCUGGAUAAAUGAGUUCACAUGUAUGUGGUAAGGAUUAACCACAGCCAGUAAAUGGUGAUAUUAUAGGUUUUAGUGACAAGUUGCUGCGGUGCUGCAGCUAGAUACUAAUACUAUCGGCUGCAAAAAUUGUCACUCUUCAGCAAUCCAUUUCCUUCUUCAGUCAUGUGAAACUAUCUUUAUCUUUAGCAAUCAAUGAGGCAUGAAGACACUCAAGGGGUCCAGAUUACCCAACAUGCACCACCUGACUGGAGGAGAGAGGAUCUAAGGACAUUUAUAGUUGGACAUACUUCUGUCUGGCGGGACAUUCCCGCUGAGUGUACAUGUACAAACCAAACAAGCUGUGUGUUGGCACCAUGGCAGAUCCCCUCUACUGUCCCCUAUAUUGUUGUUUAACAAAGACAGGAAAGGAGAAAGGACACAAGGCUUUUAAUAGCUGUAUCAUAAUAUUUGUGUGACCCUAUUUUAAUGACCCGGAAAUGUCCUGCCAGAUGUCAAUAAGGGGUCCUGGCUUUCACCUGGAUUCACUUAGUCAGUAUUUAUCAUGGGAAGAGCCGGUGUUCUUAUUGUUUUGUUUGCUCGUGUAGAUGUAGGAUCUGUUUCACCAGUGAGCCCAUGCCAAUAAUACUGUUCCAUUAACAGGAAAUGGCGAGACAACAGUAGAAACAGAAUUCCAGUGAAUACUUCACUUGAACUUGUGUUCUUAGACUGAGGAGAAAAGUAUUGUGUUUUGAAUUUUGCUCCCAUAGAGAGAGGUUAUAUAGGUAUAUUAGAUUAUUUGACUGGGUCCUCUUUGCUUUCUAUCUGAAAGAGUAACUUGUUCUUUUCAUUCAAUGACCCCCAGGCAAAUUCAUCAGUUGGCAAAUGUUUGUCAUCCUCAGUGAUUAUGACCAUCUUUAUUGUAACCCUGAUCAAACAACUUCUGUUUGUCAAAAAAGAAAAUCCUCCAGCGACCAAAGUGAAAACAGGGAUCCAUAUAAAAGUAACGUGUUAGAUAUAAUGAGUGGUAGUCAGAAAUAGUCGGUUUCCUCUGUUGGCUGAACUCUGGGGGUGAGACAUUGUGCAUGGCCCAAACUUGCCUCUUGGCAUGUGAUUUGUCAUUCUGACUUUCCCUAGAACUUAAAAUAAGUCUCAGGUCAACAGUAAAAUUACUCAACUACAGGAAACUGAAGUGUGUGUGUGUAGCCUAUGCACGCACAGUCAGUGUUAUACUGUCAAGUAUUGUUUUAUAGUGGAGCAUUUAAGUUAUACUGAGUGCAAUGUGUGCUGUGUUUCCAGAGACAUACUGCUACAAGGAGGGUCGGCAGUAGAUGGCGCCAUUGCAGCUCUGUUGUGCACCUCACUGGUCAAUCCUCAGAGCAUGGGCCUGGGAGGAGGCUCUAUAUUCACUGUUAGGGACGAAAUUGGUGAGUAUGUUCUUUACUGUUUUUUGCUUCUGUGUUACUGUACUGUGCAGGGUUCAGCCAAUAAUGUUUGGUGGAAUUGUGUAUCCUCUACAUCUCUAUCUAUCUAUUCUCAGGUAAGGUGAAAACCUUCAGUUCGAGAGAGACUGUCCCACAGUUAUUCAAAGCUGACCUGCUGAAGGGCUGUCCCACAUCUUUCAAAUUUAUCACAGGUAGGUAGACUUGCCAAUCGAUGGAGGAAUUAAUGAAUGAAUGGAUUGAUGGAUGGAUCAAUAUACAGUAUGAAUGUGUAAACAUUGCAUGACAACAAUAACUGAUUCAAAUAACUCCAAGACCACUAAAAUAGUAAUGUCUUUUAGCCUUUCUAACAUCAAAUGUGAACAAACCACAAGCCCAUUUCGGUAUCCCUUUCAUUUCUACUCUUGCUCUCUGUCCUGGAUUGUGGCAUCACGUCUCUUUUUGCUUGUGUUUUACGCCUCUUCUGUCUCUGUGGCCCCUGGUAGGUAGUCAAUGGAUUGGUGUUCCUGGAGAGUUGCGUGGGUAUGAGGUGGUUCACAGACAGUAUGGGAAGCUGCCCUGGGCCAAGCUGUUUGAGCCCACCAUUAGACUGGCCAGAGAGGGAUUCCCUCUGCCGCCCUACCUGGGACGCCUCCUUAACAUCACAAUCAUAGAAAACCGGGUGAAAGCAACAUCACUCUGGUAGUACAACAUCUCACACUUACACACAGGAACUCAAAUGUGUUCGAUUUUGUUUUCAUUCUAACCAUACUCCUACCUCAAACAGGCAUUUGUCCAAAUGAAAAGUCAGCAAAGUUGUUUCAAAGUAUCUGUCAGAAAAGUCCAGAUAUCCAGUCCUUUUACACUAGCAAUGAAGCUAAUAAUAAGCUCGUUCUGCUUUAUCCGUUGGCUCAGACCAAGUUCUCAUCCGUAUGGUUGUGUGAUAUUAUACACAGACAGACUGCAGAGGCUUUCCUAAAGCCCAGCCCUGGGAUUAACAUCAAAGGGGGUCGUCUCCCCUUAGCUCCUCUCCCUCCCGCUCUCCUCCCCUCUCUCCUCCUCUUACAGAACAGAAGUGUAAGCAGUAGCACAGGAUCUGCAUAGAGAAAGUGCCCUUGGCACCCCAGCAGAUGGAGAGGGGGAUUCACAUAUACUCAGGGAUCAUUUGAGAUGCUAAUGGGUUUGCACACGCUGCUUAGGAAGGGAGAUUUUUAUGAAACUAGGUCGUAAACAGAGAUCUAAUGUUUGUUUGUUGACGGUAGCUAAUUCUCUGUUCUAUCCCUGUAAUCCAGUGAAGUCGCAUUACAUCCAUAUAAUAGGCUAUGGCAUUGGCUACAUGUGCAUGUUUAUGUUUGUUCUCUGGUCUUUUCCCUGUUUAUGGUUGCUAUGGUAUAAUUAAUGCAUUCCCCUCUUCCAGUGAGGUGUUCUGCAACAAGAACAAAACGGUGCUGGGCAUGGGGGACACAUUGAAGUUCCCUAAGCUGGCGGAAACCAUGGAAACCAUUGCAGAACAAGGAGCGGAUGCCUUUUACAAUGGCCAAAUUGGACUUGACUUGAUCCAAGAUGUAAAAGCAGCAGGUGGGUGAGGUUUGUGUGUGUGAGAGAGAGAGAGAGACUCAAAAAUGUAUAUGAAAACGCCAGCUUGUUAUAUUUUCUUGUCUGUGCUAACUUGGUUAGACAUAUUUUGCUCCCCAUUAUGUUUUAGGUGGGACUCUAACCAUGGAGGAUCUGAAGUCAUUCCGAGUCAGAGUGGAAGAUGCCUGGACAGUUCCUCUGGGAGAUUACCAGAUGCACAUCCCUCCACCUCCAGCAGGGGGAGCCAUGCUUGCCUUUAUUCUCAACAUCAUUAAAGGUGCAUAAUAAAAUACUUUCUCAAGUCAUCGUGGUAGCUCACAGUCAUUGAACUUUUCCAAAAUGUCUCUUCACCAGGUAGUAGAGAUUUGAAUGGCUGUUUGUGACCUUUCCCAGGGUUCCAUUUCACCUCCAGGUCCAUGGAGGGGGACCAGAAAGUCCUGACCUAUCACCGCUACAUAGAGGCAGCUAAAUUUGCUAACGGACAGAGGAGACGCGUCCGCGAUCCUGUCUUCAACACUAAAAAAGUAAGGAUCUGAGAGAACUGCCUGUCUUUAAGUGUAUUCUGUACUUUCACUCACUAAUAGGUGAUUUUUUAAUUUUUAUAUAUAGGAUGCAUCGUAUAUGGUGGACUCAGAUUUUGCUGAUCGGAUCAGGGUAAUGAUCAGUAAAAACCGUACAUAUAACGACUCCUACUACAACAUCACACCUUCCCCUGACCGCUUUGGGACCACACACGUGUCAGUCCUGGCUGAAGAUGGAUCUGCAGUCUCUGUCACAAGCACCAUCAACCAAAUGUGAAUCUCUACCCUCACUUAGAUAGAGAACAUUGCAGAACAGUAGCUACAUCCCUCUAAAUAGAACACUGUCUACUGUAUUAGAACACAAUCUCCUUCUAAAUAUGAAUAUGACGACAGUCCUGACGGCAAACAAACCAGCUAACACUGCAGCUUUUGGAGUUGUAUACUCUUGACUCGGCUAACAAAACGGUCUUCCUUUCUCUCCUUGCAGUUUUGGUGCAGCAAUUUACUCUCCUAGAACAGGCAUCAUCCUUAACAAUGAGCUGGCUGACUUCUGUUUUAGAGCAGAGGGAGUCAGUGCAGGUAGAUUAAAUGUUUUUAAAUGAAUGUAUCACUUAGGUCUAACCUCUAACUGGUAUUCAUGGGGUGAUAUCCUAUUAUAUAUGUCUAUGGGUGAUAUCUGUGUAAUGAUUAUAUCUAAUUUCUCACAGGUGAACAACCUCCCUCUUCAAUGGCUCCAGCUAUACUGAGCUCCAGCUCUGGGAAAAAUACCCUUGUAAUUGGGGGAUCAGGGGGCAGCAUGAUCACCACCGCCAUGGCCCUGGUGAGUCUAGAUUCAAUUUCUACCAAUUUCACAAGUCUGACCGUUCCUUCUCAACCCAUCACCAUCUGAAAAACUGAGAAAGGGAUCCAUAGGGCCUCAUCAAAUGCGUAUCUCGCUCUCUUUCUCUCACUCUCCUUUCAGUCAAUCAUGAACCACCUUUGGUUGAGGAUGAGUUUGAAAGAUGCCAUUGCUGCUCCUGUAGUGUUUGUCGACGGCAACAACAACGUGAAGUUUGAGCCUGGCUUUGAUAAGGUAAUUCUCCCCUGUUCUUAACCAAUGAAAAUGACAGCAAAGGUCACUGCAAUUGACUGCCUGAGAGCAGUGACCAUUUGAGAAAUGUACACUGAAUAAGUGUUGCUUCAUCGCAAUCAAAUCAUGAAGUGGGAUGAGUAAGGGACUGCGAGUGGUGCUUAUUUUCACCCUGACUAACUGUCUGUCUGUGCUUUCAGUCUGUGAUAGAGGCCCUUAAGGUAAUUGGACACAGAGUGAUGGACUACCCAUACUUCUUUAACGUGGUCAAUGCUGUGGCCAAGGAGGACAGAUGUAUCACAGCCGUGUCAGACGGCAGGAAGCAGGGCAAAGCUGCUGGCUACUGACCAAUAGAAAACCAGGACACUAAGAGGUUACCAAGACCAGGUAUGCCCUUACUCAGGUCUACAGACAAAUAGUAGGCCUCAGGUUACUGCAGUAGGUCCAAGGGGAUCAUCAUCAUUUUAGUGAGAUUUAUUUUUAUAGUUAUCUUUAUAUAUUAACUAUUUUUCUAAACCAACAGUCCAUGAGCCUUAAGAAGAAUCAAAUGUGCCUCUUGACAAAAGAGUUUGGGCUUUUUUGGGGCCUCUGACUUUGGCACUCAAAUGGAUGGAGUUUCAAAUUUAACCAAGUACAUACAGUACAUGUUUGUUCUUGAGGACGCAUACAGUACACAUACAAUAUAGCACAAGUGAGGUCCUGAAGGAACUGACAUGGGAACAGAAGGUUAGUACAGCCUGUCAGCCUGUGGUAACAUGGGGCUCAUGCUGUGACCACAAGAACCUGUC
Messenger RNA from Coregonus sp. 'balchen', 7281 nucleotides. NCBI's taxonomy places the organism in Eukaryota, Metazoa, Chordata, Actinopteri, Salmoniformes, Salmonidae. The record is from the annotation of a GenBank genome assembly.